AUGCUUUUGAAGCUCCUGCCAUUCCUGCCCGUAUGCAGUGCUGAAGACCGAUGGACCAAUUUUCUGGUCUUUGAUGGUCACUACUUGCCCAUGGCAAAGUGCUGGUUUCAAUGGUUUGAGAAAAGCGCGUCCUCACAUUCCCUGCAAGUUGGUUGCAUGGAUGAUGCAUCUUGUGCAGAGGCUGAGCUUUGGCGCCAGAACUUAGGCAACAAAGUGGACAGCGUGAGUAUCACCAAUGUUCUCGACCACAGAGCCAUCGAAGCGACACACAUGGAUGUAUCCAUUUCGACCGAUGGCGAGAUGAAGCUUGUUCAACCACACACCGGACACAGGCAGAUGAUUCGAAGUGAGCAUUCUGCCGCUUCCGGCUUCCCGAGGAGCAACUACAUUCAGACCUACCACAAGAUGCUUUGGGAUACACUAAGUCAGAAAAAGUCGGUGCUGCAUCUGGAUGUUGAUGCACUGUGGCUACGCAGCCCUGAUUCUAACUUAUCGCAAGUUUUGCAGCAGUAUCCGGAUGCCGACAUCAUUGCAUCAUCCAGCACGGAGUGGGAUCCGAAAAAGAUUGCAGACAAAUGGGGCUUCGUAUUGAAUGUUGGCUUCAUCAUGUACAGAUACACUGAAAGUGUGCUCAGGCUGUUUGAAGAUGACCUAUUGUCUGUCCCGACGGACAAGCAGUCUUGCCAGGUACUUCUCAACCUUGCACUGGAUCGCAAAGGCUGCCAAUGGACUGGAACCGACCUUGAAAACAGGGUUGGCAUCUGUGGUGGAAUCAAGGUCGUCGCUCUUCCGCACACAUUCGUUUCCAGAGCGACAGACUUCGUAUACACCCCUGAAGAUCCAAGCAUGCCAAUCAUUGCGCAUCCUGACACCGGGGUUCUGCAUCUCACCGGCAUAAAUAGGAUGGAGAAAUUCCACCAGAUGAGACUGUGCACAUAG
This is a messenger RNA of Symbiodinium sp. CCMP2592, 939 nucleotides long. Lineage: Eukaryota; Dinophyceae; Suessiales; Symbiodiniaceae. The record is from the annotation of a GenBank genome assembly.